Messenger RNA from Chroicocephalus ridibundus (black-headed gull), 4204 nucleotides. RefSeq names its product L-threonine 3-dehydrogenase, mitochondrial. The coding region runs from base 269 to 1390 and encodes 373 amino acids. The record is from RefSeq and is a predicted model, not a curated record. The transcript has 10 exons. NCBI's taxonomy places the organism in Eukaryota, Metazoa, Chordata, Aves, Charadriiformes, Laridae. Gene Ontology annotation, molecular function: L-threonine 3-dehydrogenase activity. Gene Ontology annotation, biological process: L-threonine catabolic process.
UGUGUUUCAGGCUGACGUCGUUUCUUGGCAGGCUUUGCGAGGGGUUACGGCAUAGUCCUGCCGUCGUGCGUCACCUCUGAAAAAUGCGCCAUGGAGGUUGUCCGUGCAUGUCAAGGUUAUUUUAACUGAGGUGUGGGACAACUCCUACUUUCUGUCACGUUUUGAUUGGCUUUCAGAAGAGGCAGUGUCCUAUAAAUUGCCACACCGCCCUGCUUCUGCUCUGUCACCGAGCUGAGGGACUGUGGGACAGGAUAUUUGAAAGAGGAAGAUGCCAAUUGUCAAAAACGUGAGCAGAGCUGUCAGCCAGCUGCUACAGAGCUCUGGUUGUGGAUGUGGGAUUUCCAUCGUGCCUGUUCGAUGUAUUGGAGUCUCACCCCGCCAGGUGGCCUCCGAUGCUAGCUUUCACUCGGUUUCUUUUUCCGAGUCUGAUCAUCCUCGGGUGCUAAUUACAGGUGGUCUUGGUCAGCUUGGAGUAGGACUUGCGAAGCUUCUGAGGAAACGCUUCGGAAAGAACAAUGUGAUCUUGUCUGACAUUAGAAAGCCUGCAGAUAAUGUUUUUUAUAGCGGUCCUUUUAUCUACGCAGAUAUUUUGGACUACAAGAAUUUACGUGAGAUAGUGGUGAAUAAUCGGAUAACUUGGCUCUUCCACUACAGCGCUUUGCUCAGUGCUGUUGGAGAAGCAAAUGUCCCUUUGGCCAGAGCUGUAAAUAUUACCGGUUUACACAAUGUUCUGGAUAUUGCAGCUGAGCAUAAUUUGAGACUCUUUGUUCCAAGCACUAUUGGAGCCUUUGGACCCACCUCGCCUCGAGAUCCAACUCCUGAUCUCUGCAUUCAGAGACCAAGGACAAUCUACGGAGUCUCCAAGGUUCACGCUGAGCUCAUGGGAGAAUACUACCAUUACCGGUAUGGCCUAGACUUCCGCUGCCUGAGGUAUCCAGGAAUUAUAUCCGCCGACUCUCAGCCUGGUGGGGGAACGACUGAUUAUGCUGUCCAGAUUUUCCACGAUGCCAUAAAGACCGGCAAAUUCCAAUGCAACCUAAAGCCAGACACUCGUCUCCCUAUGAUGUAUAUUGAUGACUGUCUGAAAGCCACUCUAGAGGUUAUGGAGGCCCCUGCGGAGGCACUGAGCAUGAGGACGUACAACAUCAGUGCCAUGAGCUUCACUCCUGAGGAGCUGGCCCAAGAGGUGCAGAAGCACGUUCCUGAACUCCAGGUGACCUACAACGUGGAUAAAGUCAGGCAGGCCAUAGCUGACAGUUGGCCGAUGAACUUUGAUGAUGGGAACGCCCGGAGAGAUUGGGGUUGGAAACAUGAUUAUGAUCUCCCUGAAUUGGUGACUACGAUGUUCAGCUUCCUUGGGUCUGACUCCAGGAUUGCUCAAGCUAACUGAAAUACUUCGUAAGAUGUUUCCAGAUUUCCACAGAGGACCAGGAAGAAAUGGCUAAAUUAGUUUAUAAUUUUCUGAGUCUUAGAGCAUGUCAAUUAUUAAUUUUCAUAAGUAGCGAUAGAGCUGGGCAGAAACAUACUGUAGCUGGAACGUACUAUUAGAUAAACAACAUCAUUUGGUACAGUCUCCAAGCACAGCACUGUUGACAAACACAGAAUUCUUGAACUUUCACACUUAAGCAGCUAGAAAACAAACAAAAAGAAGCACUUGCUCCUGGCUGAUGACUCUCCAAUCAUUCCUGCCUCUUCUUUGGCAAACAACACGGGGCAAUAUUGUCAGACCUGGUGUUUUGGGCAUAUCCUGCAAAGUUAAUGGUAGGUUUUUCAUUUUCCUGGUGGAGGAUGUUAGAUCGUAGUGAGAUAUGAUCCUUUCUACUCUUUGCUUACCAAAGAGAGAUCAGAAGAGCUACUUCCUGUUUCUAAAUCGCAGGGGUCAUUGCAAUUCUAGUUUGAAAUCAAACUUUGGUUGAUAGUUCCUAUUUAUAUAUAUAUAUAUAUAUAUAUAUAUAUAUAUAUAUAGUGCUGUAUAAGCAUACACUUUUCUAUACAUAGGGCAUACAAAGUAGCAUUAUUCUUAUAAUGCCUAUAAAUGUGAAGAGGAAUAGGACUUGAAUUCUCAUUGUGCUUUAAAAAACCCCAGGGUUUACAAGCUAAGCUUGUUCUUUCAAAGUGCUUCAGUUUAACCUCGGAGGUAGAUCUGAAACGCGAAGAGCUGUUACCGUGUAUGUGAAUGGGGGGUGGAUUUCAAGAAGGCAGUGCCCAGGUAUGGGUUUAUUGUUCAUUAGCGCUACUUCUGGUUAUCCCACUUGUUUGCCGUGCUAGCGCGAGGGUAUACUGCCUGGAGCAAGUUUGAAAGGUGGGCUGAUGAUGGAGCCUGAGGGUAGAGUCAAGUCAGCCUUUGAAAUCUGUUCAUGUUCACUACGUUUUCCAUGUGCACUGUAAGCGUUUUUUGUAGGUGCUGUUUAUGUGUAACUGUCGUAUGCUUUUAUCCUUUAGAGAGGGAUCCAGAAGCUGAAACCAUCUUCUAGCUACAGUUAAGGGCUGUUCUGCUUGUUGAGUUUCGUGCACAGGAGAUUCUGGGAUUAACAAGGGAGUCUUAGGUGCAUGCAAGGAAGAUAUGUCUACUCAAAAGCUACUUAGGAGACUUUGAGAAAUGACAAACUGGCGAGACAGGAAAGCCAUUUUAGGUAAAAUAUCAGUUUCUGUGGAUGUGAAUCUGAGCCAUCGGCUACUAUAGCUAUAGCAUGCCUUAAGAAACAGCAUCUGGGAACUUUGAUUUUAUUUUUUUUCAAAGAAAAAAUAUCGUUCAUUUUCAAAAUGACUGGAAAUUCCCUAUAUGAAGCUCUCCAUCUUUUUUCUUUGUUUUUUGGUCUUGUAUACUCCAGUAGCAUGCGUAGGCAAACACGUUCAAGUAUUUUUUUUUUUGCCUACAGCUUGUUUGCUCUGUUUUCUGUGACGACGCUUUGGUAGUUGCGAGUCUGUUAGGGUCUCUGUAACCCUGCGGUGUUUCCUCAGUAAGUGGGUAACUGACAUGACCAGAUUUCUGUCACUUUGUGAAGGAGUCUACCUGCUGCAGGGAAUGUUUUCUCACAAAAGUAACCUUCAAAUGAAGAUUCUGUGGUGAAACCCAGUUAUUUUAAACAUUUGUUAAACUUGUAUCUCUUGGUUUUGUAUGUAUCUUACUGUUUCAUCUGUUGGCAGAGUAUGCCUUUCCCAGGUAUUUAAGCUCAAAAACCUCUAAGGUUGUGGCCUGUUAUUAAAAUAUUUUUUUAUAUUGUUUACGUUUCUGCAAAGACAGGUUUUUAAAGUUUGGCCGCUGUUAUAACUAUCACAUUGUUCAAGUGUAAUGUUUGGCCCAAUGGGCCAGCGAAAUUGGUCCUCCGUUCGUACCCUCGAAGGAAAGACUGGCUCAGGUUUUGUUCUCUGCCCUCCCAAAACCUGGAUCAUCUCCUAGGAAACUGUUACACUGAGCCGUCGGGUCAAGGGCUUUAAUACGAGCUGAAGUGUCUUGUCCAUUCCAGUCUCUCUUAAUUCAGACACUGGGGACUCCUCAUUGCCUCUGUUCCAUGAGACGUGUAAGAUAAAGAGUUGUUGACGGGUCUCACUCCAUUUCUUCACUCAGUGUCAUGGGAUCUGCUCCCCUCACCCUUGUUCAUUAACGAGUGAAGAGCAAGAAUGUUCUUUUCGUCUGAGACACACUGUCCGUGGUUGUGACAUUGCACAAAAGGGUUGGAGAAGGUGCUGCAGUGAAGGUGAAAUUCAGACCUUUUUUUGAACAAAGUUGGGAGGUUUUUUUUUGUUGUGUUCUGCCAAAAAUUGCUGACUCUCAGUUAGGAAACUUGUUUUUCAAAGUCUGAAAGAAAUCAUAUUGCAAUAGAGAGCUGUUUGGAGGUAACAAGGUGGCGAUAGGGAAUGUGAUCAGAGAUGUCUACAUGGUUUGAGUCCUGUUUGAAACUCUGGUUUGCAACCUGUGACCAAUGAUGUGUGUACUUUAUUUUUUUCAUAUCUUCCCCAUUAACUUCUCUUGUAACUAUGUUACACUAUUUUCUGUAUUAAACCAACUUGAUGUGGUACAAAAUGUCUAACUUUUGCUAUCAGUUUGAAGUUUGACUUCUGGGCAGAGACUUCUCUCGUGACAUCUGAGCAUUGUAGCUGUUAAAUUACAUAUUCAGGAAAAAAAGAAAGGUGUUAAGAAUAUUUUUUCAAAUAUUGUAAGUUGUGGCUGACACCUACUUUAAUAAAAUCCUAUGCAGACCUA